AUGGGACUGAAUUCCAACGACUUUGAGUUCGUCAGCUGUGAAAAGGAGUCUGAAACAUCUAGCGUCUUUCAAGUAUCCCUGCAAGGACGCCGAUGUCUCAUGAAGGUAUAUCGUACCAUAGAGAAGCAGCCAUGGCAUCCUACGUACAGAGAGGUUGACCCUUUCCUCUGCGAGAGUGCCGCAUAUGUUCGUUUGCAAGAGCGAGGGUUGUGUCAGCAAGGGGUUGUCCCGGAUUUCUAUGGGGUGAUCGAGCAAAUAGACCCCAUUCAAUGGCAACCUCACUUCAAUCGCUUCCUGAAGGACAAACUUCCUCUAAAUGCGAUUCUGCUGGAAUUCAUUCUAAAUCUUAAGCAAAUAGAUCUUACUACCUACACCGAAGACCGUGCUGCUGCUCUUCUGCAGAUUAUUCACCAAAUCCACGAUGCUGGAGUUUGCCAUGGCGACCCAUAUCCUCGGAAUAUGGUAGUUCAGCCAGAGACAGGCAGAGUACUCUGGAUAGAUUUUGAUCGCGCUCAAACCGUUUCCGAGGGAUCUAUUACUAAUAGACAACGCGACUGGAUGGAAGACGAUACAUUAAUGGCCUCUGAGCUACUAGACCUUCUGGCAAUGGAUGUUAAGCUCGGACAGCUUGUUCAUGCGUGGGGUUAUUAUUAUCAUUAUUCAUGA
Messenger RNA from Aspergillus bombycis, 666 nucleotides. RefSeq lists its product as uncharacterized. The record is from RefSeq and is a predicted model, not a curated record. The coding region runs from base 1 to 666 and encodes 221 amino acids. The transcript is spliced from 3 exons. Lineage: Eukaryota; Fungi; Ascomycota; Eurotiomycetes; Eurotiales; Aspergillaceae.